This is a messenger RNA of Diaporthe citri, 2376 nucleotides long. RefSeq lists its product as uncharacterized. Gene Ontology annotation, molecular function: cysteine-type endopeptidase activity; cysteine-type deubiquitinase activity. NCBI's taxonomy places the organism in Eukaryota, Fungi, Ascomycota, Sordariomycetes, Diaporthales, Diaporthaceae. The record is from RefSeq and is a predicted model, not a curated record. The transcript has 4 exons. Gene Ontology annotation, biological process: protein deubiquitination. The coding region runs from base 1 to 2376 and encodes 791 amino acids. Gene Ontology annotation, cellular component: cytosol; nucleus.
AUGGCGGGCUUCAUGAAGAAGCUGAGGAGCGCCAGUACUGGCGCUUCGACUGCUACCAAAGACCCAACGCUUAAAUCCAAAAAGGACGAACCUCCACAAGAAUUGACGCCACUGGAGAAAAUGCUACAAAAUGCAGGGCCGGUGCGGAGCGACGGGAGCGACAAGUUCUUUGGUCUUGAGAAUUUCGGCAACACAUGUUACUGUAACUCCAUCGUACAGGCGCUCUACUACUGUGAGACCUUCCGCACUAAUGUUGUGAGCUAUCCACCGCACACGCCCGUAGGCACGCCGAACGGACAGACAAGCCAGGUCAAAGUCACCAUCAGACCACCGAUGAACGGAAGUGCCACCAACCCGGCAAACAAGCAAAAGCCGUUGACGGCCACCCAGGCCUUGAAGCAGAGGCAGCAGGUCGGUGCCGGUCAAUUACCACCAGGGCAGCAGAAGCCAGAAGACAGACCGGAUUCCCCUGAGUACAAGAAAAAGCAGGCCAUGAUCAAGGGACCGGUAUUAGAACUGGCACAGGACAACACCGAGGCUUACGGCAUGGAGGAAUGCACAUUCACGGGGCUGAAAGACAUCUUCACGGCCCUGAUCGAGAGUAACACACGGACAGGCGUCCUAAGCCCCCAGCGAUUUCUCGAAAUUUUCAAACGCGAUAAUGAAAAUUUCCGGAACCAGAACCACCAGGAUGCACACGAGUUCUAUGGUCUCGUGCUGAACGACGUCAUAUCGAGCGUGGAAGCCAAUGCAAUGCGGUUGCAGGAUCUGGAGACGACAAAUGCAAAUGGAUAUGCCAACUCCGUUGGAAACGCCAUCGGAGCCUCGGCCGCAUUGAUGAAGGCCCAGCAAGCGAUAGGCACGACAUCUCCCGGGACUGGUUGGGUCCAUGAUAUUUUCGAAGGUGUUUUGACGUCAGAAACGAAGUGUUUAUCCUGCGAGACAACCUCGCAACGAGACGAAACGUUCCUAGACCUUUCUAUUGACCUCGAGGAGCAUUCAUCAGUCACGGCGUGCUUGAGGAAAUUCUCUGACGAGGAGAUGCUCUGUGAGCGGAACAAGUUCCACUGCGACCAGUGCGGUGGCUUGCAAGAAGCUGAGAAGAGGAUGAAAAUCAAGAAGCUGCCAAAGGUCUUGGCUCUUCACCUGAAGCGUUUUAAGUACACCGAAGAUUUCACUCGACUGCAGAAACUUUUCCAUCGAGUGGUUUACCCGUAUCACUUGCGUAUGUUUAAUACGACGGAUGACGCCGAGGAUCCCGACCGGUUGUACGAGCUGUACGCCGUCGUUGUGCAUAUAGGAGGAAACGCUUACCAUGGACACUAUGUGUCCAUCAUCAAAACGCCGGAUCGAGGAUGGCUCCUGUUCGAUGAUGAGAUGGUAGAGCCGGUGGACAAGCAUUUCGUCCGGAACUUCUUCGGAGACAAGCCCGGCAUGGCUUGCGCAUACGUGCUGUUCUACCAGGAAACCACACAUGAGAAGGUCAUGGCUGAACAAGAGGCGGAGGGCCUCGAGGAAGUCCGACUAGAGCGCGAGAAGGCCGACUUGGCACUGGACCGCGUGAAGACGAAUGGAGAGCCGAAAUCACCUCUGGUCAGGCAGCUCACCACACCUGUCUCGCCGAUAGAUGACAAGGACAACUUCAUCACGUUGGAUCACGCGAGGACUGCGCCCGGCAUCUUCGACCACGCACCCCCAGUACCACCUAUUCCGGAAAACAUACCCGAGCCAAUACAAACACAUCCGCUGAACGCCGCACCGCCACCAGCACCAGCCGUCGAGCCCCAAACCCCUGUCACCUCUGCGACUCACCCAGAGGACGCCCAGACGCCGAAGCAGAUCAAGGAGGACAAGAAAUUAGAAAAGAAGGAGCUCAAGGCCGCCGAGAAGGCACGCAAGGUUGCCGAGAAGGAAGCCGCCAAGGAGGAGGAGAAGCGACGCAAGGAAAAUGCCAAACGCAUCCUCGAGGCACGCAGAACCAACGAAGAGGAGUUGCAGAAAGCGCUGGCCGAAAGCAGGGCGGCGGCAGCGGAGGACGAGAAGAAGCGCAGGAAGGAAAGCAAGGAUAUGGGUGCGUCGAGUCCAGUUGUCCCGGCUAGCGCAAGCCCCAAGUUCCUAAGCCGAGGGCACAAAGGGAGCAAAUCACUGAGCCGCAAGUCCAUGGGCUGGCUAGCAGGGAGCUCCAAGGACAAGGACAAGGACAAGAACAAGGAUGACAAGAUCCAGAAGCCAGGCAGUAGCCCGUCGGAAGGGGGCGAUGUUAAUGGCAGUGAGGCGAGGACCUCGUCCAACGCGGACCGUCCUGAGAAGCAUGCUCUCAAGGAGCGUUUUAGCAUCAGCGGCAUUGGGAGGAAAAAGAGCAAUGUCUUUUCGUAG